This is a messenger RNA of Periophthalmus magnuspinnatus, 3407 nucleotides long. RefSeq names its product protein shisa-5-like. The transcript has 5 exons. The record is from RefSeq and is a predicted model, not a curated record. The coding region runs from base 476 to 1216 and encodes 246 amino acids. Lineage: Eukaryota; Metazoa; Chordata; Actinopteri; Gobiiformes; Gobiidae.
GAUUGAGGUGAAGCCGCAGACACCUGCACUCAUCACUUUUUUUCAUACUAGGCCACUUAAGCUAAAAGUCGAGAUAAGACUUUUUAAGGUUAGGCAAGUACUACAUGCCAAGUAGUAGUUAUGGUUAAGGUUAGGAUUAGUCUCCAGCAAAUGAACCGAAGUUAUUUGAAUAUCCCCCAAGAAGCAUGGAAAUAGUAUGUUAAUUAAACCUAUUUUAAUUGUUAAUAGAUUUCAUGUGACAUAACCAUUUCACAAUCUUUCAUUUUUAAAGAUGUGGAUAAAGUUUAUUUCAUCAACGGUGUACAACAAAACCGAACAAAAUAAGAAAACUUGAUUAGUGUGAUCAGAGAGCGUGGGUUAUUGUCCACAGAGACGAUCUCAUCACACACGAUCUUUGAGAGCCCACCCAUUCCCGUUGGUCCAAACACAGAGGUCCUCCUCCUGCUUCACUCCGCCGCUGGUGACUCAAACAGCCAUGGCGUCUGCCUCAUCCAGCUUUGUUGUGCUGGCUUUAGUUGUCGUUUUCACCCCUUGUAUAUUUGCGGGCGAUGACUGUCAGAGUUACGAAGACAUAUCAGGACAAUACCAUGCCCCUCAGAAGUGCCGUUUUGGAUUCUGCUGUGGCUCCUGCUACAACAGAUACUGUUGUCAUGACUCAUUUUGGAAGCUCUCAGAAGAUAAACAAGAUGAGUGUGAAGUCCAUUAUAAGCCCAUAGUCCCGAUGGUGGUGGGGAUUAUAACCUUCGUCAUCAUUUUUCUCAUCUUCGUCCUCUGCUGCGUCUGCCCCUGCUGCUGUCUGUACAAGGCCUGCCGCAGACCACGACCUGUGAUCGCCACCACUACUCACACCACUGUCGUCACCUCCACCCCGCAAACCUACCCCCAGCAGCCCACAGCCACCCCACAACCCUAUCCGGCGGCUCAGUACGCACCCUACCAGCCCAUACCCGUCCAGCCCGGAUAUGGGACACAGCCAAUGCCCUACCAGGGAGCACCCUACAUCCCCGGACCUCCUCCAACCUAUCAGGAAGCAACUGGUCCUUCAUACCCUGCUGCCCCGAUGCCCUACAGCCAGGCAGCCUUCACUCCAGGACAGCCAUCGUACCCUCUCCAGCCCCCAGGCCCAUCUCCAUCCCAACCACAACCACAACCUCAGCCCACCGACUUCUUAACCCAGCCUGCGUACAACCCCGACUAUGUGUCCAACAAGAUGUGAAUGAAUGGAACAGUCACCGCUACAACGCAAGAUCUGGGAAUACAGUAAAACUAGUAAUAUUUUUGAAGUUUGCUCUGGUUCUGGAACUAAAUUGUCCAUUCACUUUUCCCAUUGACUUUUUAAACAUUUAAAAAUAAACAGUUUGCACAUACCCUAUCAUGUCAUGCUUGUAAAGUAAUCCAUGACACAAUUAUUUUUAGUCCUAAAAAAUCUAAACUACUAAAUAUCUUUUAUUUGUGCUUCAUAAAGUUCCUAAAAUAUAUUAUUAAAAUUCCAUUCUCAACAUAAACAUCAUUAGUAGAGUGGUCAGACCCAUUGACCCACAGGUUGGCAGUGCGAUUCCAGCUCCCAGAGAUGACUGCUAUCGUUGUGUCCUUGGGCAAGACACUUCAUCCAUCUUGGCCUCAGUGUCUGCGUGUGUUCGGUGUAUGAAUGUACUUGUGAAUGAGUAGCUCCUUGAUGUAAAACGCUUUGAGUGCCUCGAAUGUGGAAAGAAGCUAUAUAAAUGUGUGACCAUAAAUAUGAUUGUGCCAGUUGCUCAUUGGUUACCACGUUAGAUUACACACAUUACCUCCUAGCAAACUUGUAUAGUUUAAAAGAUAGUUUUAUAUAAGUGUAUAAGUCAAUGGGAAAAAUGAAUGGGAAUUUUACUUGCUGAACAUGAGAGGUGGGUGGGACUGUUGAACUCUUUUGGGGCUCUGUACUGUGAAGCUGGAAGUGGAAAUCUUUGCAGCCCAAGUAGAGACAAAAAACAUAUUUAUUAGUUGUACACUACCUGAGGUCCACUGUUGUGCACUUGGCAUUCAAUACCUCUAUUAGAAAAAGUCUUGUUGAGUUAACCAAGGGAGACUAUGUGGAGGAUUUAAGUAACUUUGCAUAGGCCGAAGCCAAGUCUAGUCCAGGAAAAAGCUAACACGAAGACUUGUAAGAAACAAAAAAUAUGCAAAGCAACACGUCCUUACACCAGUGCCCAAAUGCUGGAGGUAUUGUUGAUGUUAAUAGUUAAGUUUCAUUGAAUGCAUUUUGAAGCAGGACGUUAGAAAAUAUGACAUAAAUAGUCAUAAAAUAACACACAGCUAAUAUUUGGUUCUGUAAAAAAAAUGGUCAUCAUUAUUUUAUAUAGUAUAGUAUUUUGAAUAAUUUGGCUUAUGUAACAACUUUUAAUAAACAACUUGUCUGGCUCUUAGAUAAUACAUACAACAUCUAAGGAAACUGCUCCAGUGAAGUGGAUCUUUUGACUUGGUUUAUAUCAAGUCAUUUCCAUUAAAACAUUGGUUAUAUUUUUAUUCUAACAAGCAUAAGCCAGUGUUAGGUUAACUUUUCAUUGCAGUCUACUUCUGAACAAGGACUUGAUGAAUCCAGUUUUACAAUACAAGACUCCCAAAGUGUGAUAAACCAUUAGUAUUGCUUAUUAGAAAUGUAAAUAUUAUAGUAGAAAAAUUAUUAAUUCCAUUGUUCAGUUUGCAUGGACCCCCCAAACAAGAACCUUUGAUAUAAACUUGGCCAUUUCAGUUUUUCAUAAACCCAUCAAAAGUAUUUUAAAAGAUCAAAGAUGUGUACAAAUAAGUUACAUUGAAUGUAUUUCUAUAUGUUCUUGAUCUUUUAAGUACCAUAAAUCAUUAAUUUAUGGUAUGGUUUAUUGAUACGUAAUAUUUUUGUCUUUUUUGUAUCGAAGACACGGCCAAGUCAAAAUGUUGAACUUUUAUUAUGUUACAAUUUUAAAAAGAACAUCGUGAAUUGUCUGAUCAAACUUGGUUGAUUCUGGGCAUUUUCAAGUACCACUAUUUUAAAAGUUUAGUUUUAUAUUUUUCUUUUUAAUCUUUGUUACAUUGACCAUAAUGCUGCUCUACUGUAUUACAUGUUUUGGAAGUUCCCUUUUCAGUUUUUCUGUGGUCCAACUUUGAAAAGUGGCCUUAACUAUUCCAUGUUCACAAUACAAUCUAAAACUAGUUCAUUUAAAUAUUAGAAUCUUCAAAUUUUGUUUAUUUUUAAUGUAAAUGUGUAUAUUCUAUAGAAACGAAAGUAUAAGUUUGUCACCAUUGUAGAAAGGAUGAUUGUUGUCAAAGCUUUUGGCCUCAAUUGUUUAAAAAGGGAAUUGUUGUUGUUCAAAAAUAUGCAACCAGUCAAACCAUCAACACAGGACUGAUGUCAAUUGUCAAAAUGAUACUAAAAAUGGAAUAUUUCUUUAUAA